CUAAAGCAGUGUCCAGUAAUAGAGCUAGUGUAAAAGUGCCCGGAAGAACCGUUGUGCAUACCGGUGGCUGAGUGAUCCGCUCUCCAGCGUGCUUGAUAGUUAACUGGUAUCGGAAGAUACCGGAAGUGAGCACUAGAGCACCUGAGAUGAUGCGCUGCCACUAGCGGGUGCAGAUCACUCUUCUCUCCUCAAGUGCCAGCACAAGUGAAACGCGCAACAUGAAGCUACGUCUGGGGCGCCCCCUGCUGCUGGCAGUGUUCUUUAUCAUUGUGAUAUUCGCCGACCACAUACGAUGUGAGGAGGAACCAUCGGCCACGGCGGCUAAGCCGGCCAAAAAGAAGACGAAAAAAAGCAAAACCAAGAAGCUGGCUACAAAGAAUCUCAAGAAGGCACGCCCGGAUCGCCCACAGGCCGAUCGACCGCAAGCACAGGCCCCCGAGUACGACAACGCCUACGACUACAACGAAUCCUAUGACUAUGGCGAGGGUGAUACGGACUACGAAGGCGAAAAUGCCUCGAACCGACGUUCCGAGACCGGCUUUCGGCAACCGGAUGACGAGGUUCCUCGGGAACGCGUGGUUGUCACUAGCACCACACCGCGCGCUCCGGAACCGGAAGCGAUCGUUCAACCGUUCACUUGCUAUUACGAAGGUUCGUGGUACCGGGAGAACGAUGUCUUCCAGUCGGGAUACCAAGGUUGUGCCACUUGCCGGUGCCGUAAUACUGUCGUCACGUGCGACGAUGCCGAUUGUCCUCGUGUAACACCGGAACCGAGAACGACAUCCACCACAACCACCACCACCACCACCACGACAACCACGGAGAAGCCCGAGUUUGAUGCAUCUGCCGUUGGCAAUCGAUAUCCGGCGGCACCUGUCGGUGAACCAGGCAUUCCGGGAGAGGCGGGCCAGCCGGGAUUGCCGGGUACUCCUGGCAUUCCAGGACCAGCGGGGCCACCAGGACCAGCACCGGAUCUAACGUUCUACACCCAACAGCUGCAAGAGUCCAUGGGUGGUGCUGAUAAGGGCCCGGGACCGGAAAACUUCCAGUUUAUGCAGGCACAGGUUGGACCAGUGGGUCCGAGGGGUCCACCGGGACCUGCCGGACCUACGGGACCUCAAGGAUUCCAAGGAACGCGUGGUGAAGCGGGAGAACCGGGCCCACCCGGGGUUGGGGGUCCUCCAGGACCUCGUGGACUGCCUGGUGCACCUGGCAAAGAUGGUGCGGCUGGAGAUGAUGGUGAAACCGGUCCGCAAGGGCCAGUUGGUUUACCGGGACCACGGGGUCUACCCGGAAUGCCCGGCGUUCCGGGGCUUAAAGGUCAUCAAGGGUUGCCAGGACCGGAAGGCACGAAAGGAGAAACCGGAGCGAUUGGAGAGAAGGGAUCCGUUGGAUCUACGGGUCCUGCAGGAGUUGCUGGUGCGACCGGACCUUCUGGGCCUCGAGGCGAACGUGGACGUGAAGGACCACCGGGACCACCGGGUUUGAGAGGCAUCGAUGGAAUUGCUGGCCCUGCAGGACCACCGGGACCUGUAGGAAACCCGGGUCCACCUGGAUUCCCUGGCAGCAAUGGAGCUAAAGGUGAUAUGGGUGCCGCGGGUCCGAAAGGCAGCCAAGGACCGCAAGGACCUCGAGGAGAGUCUGGACGACCAGGUCAGCCAGGAGAACCAGGAUUGAAUGGACCUCCAGGCAAGGAUGGUAUUCCGGGAGAGAAGGGAAGUCCGGGAUCCACGGGACUGGCUGGUCCCCCCGGAUUUCCGGGUGCUCGUGGUUCUCCGGGGGAGAACGGUAGUCCAGGAGAUAGUGGCCCGAAAGGCGAACCAGGAUUCCCCGGUGAACGAGGCUAUAAGGGAGAAGCAGGCAUCAAAGGUGAAGCUGGCACGCCAGGACCUCGGGGAUUGCCGGGAGCGGUUGGACCGGAAGGCAAACGAGGCAAACGAGGAAUGAGGGGUCCUGCUGGAUUGUCCGGUCCUCAGGGUGAACGUGGUCUACCUGGAUCUCCCGGGCUGCCUGGACCGGACGGUGCUCAAGGCGUGAAGGGACAAUCAGGAGAUCGUGGAGCUAUGGGACCACAAGGACCGAAGGGAUCGAGUGGAGACCCCGGAUCACCAGGUCCAGCAGGUAUUCAAGGACUACGAGGACAACCAGGUCGUCCUGGAGCGCAAGGAAAAGCUGGAUCUCCGGGAGAGCGCGGCCUGCCUGGAGCUGACGGUAAAGUUGGUGAGCCGGGAGUCCAAGGACUGCAGGGUCUUCCUGGCCCGAUCGGUUUGCCAGGAGAUAAGGGUUUCACGGGAGAACCUGGCAAGGAUGGCGACAUUGGACCACCGGGAGCUGUCGGACCACGAGGUGAUGCUGGAAAAGAUGGACCUCCAGGUAUUUCGGGCCCGCCAGGCCCACCGGGUAACGAUGGAGAACGUGGCCCACCGGGAGCGAGCGGACCGAGAGGUUUUCAAGGGCUUCCGGGGACUCCUGGAAAUCCUGGAGCACAAGGCAAAGAUGGUCAAAAUGGCCCCCCAGGACAACCAGGACCCAUUGGACAGCAAGGUGCUCGUGGUGAACGAGGGUUCCCGGGAGAGAGGGGCCCCGUCGGCAAUCCAGGAACUCCGGGACUGCGCGGUGAGCCAGGAGUUCAAGGAAACGAUGGACCACCGGGACCUGCUGGAGCAAAUGGAAUGAAGGGACAUCAAGGAGCACCGGGAAUGGUCGGAAUGCCCGGUUUGAGAGGACCUGCUGGACCUGCUGGCGAGAAGGGUGAACGAGGCAGUUCGGGACCGACGGGACCGGAGGGUCCUGCUGGACGAAUUGGAGAACGUGGACUUCAGGGCCCCAUGGGUCCACCAGGACCACCGGGAGAGCCAGCUGAAAAGGGCGAACCAGGCAAUGCGGGCACUCCGGGAGAGCCAGGAGCAGCAGGAGCUGUCGGUGAUCGCGGUCCGGUCGGUCCGCAAGGUCUCCAAGGUUUCCCCGGACCACAGGGACCGGUUGGUGCCCCUGGAUCCAAGGGCGAUCGAGGAAGCAUGGGUCUAAAGGGAGAACAAGGAAAUUCAGGACUUCCAGGAGUUCCAGGCGAAGCAGGCCCACAAGGAUUGAUCGGUCUUACGGGCUCCAAGGGUGCUCGAGGAGAGCCUGGACUGCGCGGAGAAUCUGGACCAAUGGGCACUCCGGGACGACCAGGAGAUCAAGGACCUAUUGGUCAAACUGGAAAUCCUGGUUCUCCAGGUACGCCGGGUACUCCAGGCAUUAAAGGAAAUCCCGGAGAUACGGGUCGUCCCGGAAAUGCAGGACCCCAGGGAUUGCCAGGACCUCAAGGAAUCGAAGGCUUGAAGGGAGAAGCUGGCAGUGAUGGACCUCCGGGACCUCCAGGGAACCAAGGCCCUCAUGGUGUGCCCGGUGAUCGUGGGCUACCGGGACUGCCUGGUCCUCAAGGUGCUCAAGGCUCACGGGGCAUGAGAGGUGCGGCAGGUGAGGCUGGACAUCCAGGAAAACCCGGCAACGAUGGUCCACCCGGUCCGCCGGGUCAAUUGGGACCCGCUGGCCCACCGGGCCCUACGGGAGAUACCGGCCCAGAAGGUUUGCCAGGCAAACAGGGUCCACCAGGACUGGCCGGUCGAGCCGGAGACAAGGGACCGGUUGGAGCCCAAGGACCUCAGGGUACUUCCGGUGCUCCUGGCUUGCCUGGACCGCCUGGACCGCAAGGACCCGCCGGCCUGACUGGUGAACGUGGAUUACGAGGUGAAACUGGACCGCAAGGAACCGAUGGACCUCCAGGACCGCGUGGAAAAGCUGGACCGCCAGGCAUUGAGGGACCAAAGGGAGACAACGGAGAACCGGGAAUGAAGGGCGUAAAGGGUCAUCGAGGAUUGAUCGGUCUGCAAGGCUUACCGGGACCUGCUGGUCCACCAGGAGACAAGGGCAACGUUGGCAACGAAGGACCCUCCGGCAAACCAGGUGAGCCUGGCCCAAGAGGUCCACCUGGUCGCGAUGGAUCCAUUGGACCACAGGGAAUGCUGGGUGGUUCAGGACCUCGUGGUCCUCCUGGAAAUGAUGGCAAACCGGGACAACCGGGUAAUCCUGGACCUCCUGGCCCACCAGGACCACCGGGCGAUGGCAUUGGUUACGAUGCUGCUGCACUUGCUGCACUUCUUGGCCAUGGUCAAAUGAGCAACACCAAGGGUCCGGAUCCUAACCAAGGCGAUGAGCCAAUGAAUCUUGGCCGUGUAUUCGAACUGACGGACGAAGAACGGCAGAAGCUGGUGGAGAAUGCUUACGAGAAGCUGAAGACUGCCUUCGGUACGUUCAAGAAUCCGGAUGGCAAGCAGGGUUCACCGGCCAAGACGUGUCGCGAUCUGUUCGUAGCCCAUCCCGAAUUCACUUCGGGACACUACUGGAUCGAUCCGAAUGAAGGUGAUGCCCGAGAUUCCAUCCUGGUAUACUGCGACGCCCAGAAGAAGGCUUCCUGUGUGCUGCCGCAGCCACUCCGCACCAAAGAGAUUGUUUACGAUGGCGACGAAGAAGAGGUGUGGCUUGGUGAGCUGAAGGAAGGCAUGAAGAUCACCUACAAGUCGGACAGCAACCAGAUCGGCUUCCUUCAGCUUCUAUCGGCCACUGCCUCCCAGAACAUUACGUAUCACUGCCGGAACAGUGUGGCGUUCUUCAACAAGGAGAAGAAUAGCUACCGACAGAGCUUGAAACUGUUGGCCUGGAACGAUGCUGAGCUGACGGCUCGUGGACCGCAACGACUGCGGUACGAGGCUUUGCAGGACGAUUGCCAGCACCGUGCGGCCCAUUAUGGCCAAUCGGUACUGAGCUACAGCACGGAUAAGCCAACGCGAUUGCCAAUCAUCGAUAUCGCCAUUCGCGAUAUUGGAGACGCUGACCAGCAGUUCUGGAUCGAGAUCGGGGCGGUCUGCUUCCAGUGAUGGACCAGCGGGCUGAUAAGGUAACGCAACAACAACAACAACAAACGAUGAUACGAUGAUCCUUCCCGAGAACAACGAAAACUUAUGUGACGCUGAACGAUGUGCCUUCAGCCAAGACUAAGAAAAGUGUAGAUUCCUCUUCGUGCUGUUCCUCCUUUGCCAGUAAGUAGUAGAUCAAGAAAAAGAUGCGCUCGUGUGUAUGUGUACAAAACUAAAAUAAAUUAAGUUAAAUC
This is a messenger RNA of Anopheles darlingi, 5152 nucleotides long. RefSeq names its product collagen alpha-1(I) chain-like. The coding region runs from base 219 to 4919 and encodes 1566 amino acids. Gene Ontology annotation, molecular function: extracellular matrix structural constituent. The transcript is spliced from 8 exons. Lineage: Eukaryota; Metazoa; Arthropoda; Insecta; Diptera; Culicidae. The record is from RefSeq and is a predicted model, not a curated record.